CAACAAGAGUAGGAUACUCGUGCGCCCUCUGGUGGUGGUGAUUGGCUGACCAAGUUACCAAUGGCAACAAACAUCAACAAACGCGUUCGCACAGCAAACUAUUAACAACUACAUUUCAAGUUCUUUACAGCUUUUCAAGCUUUUGGUGACUUUCUGUGUCGUGUGGUGUACUGCAGUGAUGGAUCCAACUGUCAGGCCCCUCAGAAUCCCUCCUGAGAUGGCCAUUUACGCAGAGAAACAUGACAUAUUUCAUUUGGUCCAGACACUAGUGAGAAAUUUGAUGGUGGACAAACCAGAGGACCCCAUUCAAUACCUGAUUAACUUCCUGAAAAGGGACAGUAUUGAUGUGCCAAGAAUCAUAUUGUUGGGUCCUCCAGCAUCUGGGAAAAGAACCAUAGCUAAGAAGUUGUGUGAGCACACACAGGCUAUUCACGUAACUCUUAGUGAUAUCUUAAAUGAUGACAAAAAUCAAGACAAAAAACAGAAGAUUUCCAAGGACCUCUGGAGCCAGUUGAUUCAGCAGCGCCUAUCAAAACCCGACUGUGUGCGACGGGGCUGGCUUUUGGAAGCCAUUCCCAUGACGCAAGAAGAGGCGCUAUGUCUACAAGAAGCAGGCAUCACCCCAGAUCAUGUUGUGAUGCUGGAAGCUCCUGAUGUCGUCCUGAUUGAAAGGAGCUCGGGCAAGAGGAUAGACCCUGUCACGGGAGAUAUAUAUCACGUCACCUUCAUGUGGCCUGAAAGUGAAGAGGUUGCACAGCGUUUAGAAACACCCAGGACAAUGAUGCCAGCUGAUCUUGUAGCCAAAAAGCUGCAGAAAUACCAUACAGAAGCUCAUGCUCUGAAGCGCACCUACCACAGCUGCCUGAAGAUCAUCAAUGCUGACCAGCCCCAUGUAGAUGUUUUCUCACAAGUGCUGAACUAUGUCCGUACUCCACGUCACUCUGCCUCACCCUACAUUCCUAGAAUCCUACUGUUUGGACCCCCAGGUUCAGGAAAGAGUCUUCAGGCAAAGCUACUUGCUCAGAAAUAUGGCAUUGUCGACAUUUGUUGUAGUGAGCAUCUGAAGGCUGUGUCAGCUGAUGAGAACCAUAUGGGGGAGCUCAUUAAACCCUACCUGGAGUCAGAACAGCAAGUGCCAUCCAGUAUAGUCCUGCGGAUCUUUACAGAGAGACUGAGCAGGAUGGACUGUACCACACGAGGUUGGGUGCUUCAUGGAUUUCCUCAAGAUGUGGAGCAGGCAGAAAAACUCCAAGAGUCUAAUUUCCUACCAAACAGGGUCUUCUUCCUGGAGAUGACUGAUGACAUUGCUAUUGAGAGGGUAACACUUAGGGCUGUGGAUCCUGUGACUGGAGAAUGGUAUCACACCGUGUAUAAACCUGCCCCUGGUCCAGAAGUGCAGGCCCGACUUUGGUUUGAUCCACGCAAUUCAGAGACACAGCUGCUAAAGAGGCUAAAGGAGUACUGGAGCCAUGCAGUGGACCUGCAGGCCUUCUACCCACAGGCAGUGUAUAUCAAUGCUGACCAGGAUCCACACACCGUGUUUGAGUCACUUGAGAGUAGGCUAGUGGGCUGACUACCCAAAGUCCUGUCUAACCGAGAAACAUAUGAGGUUAUAUUAAACCUAAGAAUUUAAAUUCUCUCACCAUUUACUCACCCUCAUGCCUUCCCAGAUGUUUAUGAUUUUCUUCUGUGGACCUCAAAAGGAGAUUUUUAGAAUGCAAGUGGAUGAGUCUCUCAAAGUUGACGCUUCAAAAACUACACAAAACAAAGGUGAUCCAAACGACCCCAGUAGAUGAAUCAAUAUCUUCUAAAGUGAAACGAUAGAUGUGUAAGAAAAUUACUAAUAUUUUAAACACUAUAAACUAUCGCUUCUGGCCAACUGUCAAAUGUAGGUUCAUAAGGUCAUGCUUGGCAUAACAUCAGCACAUUGUAAAACUCGUGCAAGAAGUCAUGCAGAAGUCAGCUCUGAGGACGUCACUUCUUCUUAGGUUUCACAAUCCGCUUACGUCACACUUCACAAUGUGCUGCCAUUUACAUCAAGCAUAAAAUCAUAUUACCACUGACUGAAAGUGAAUUAUAUAUUGUUGAUAAAUUGUAAAUUAUAUAUUAAUAUAAUUAUAUAUAUUAUACUAUAAAAAUACAUUGUAAAAUGUCUCACACACACCUUUCAUUUCACUUCAGAAGACAUCGAUUCAUCCUCUAGUGUGGUAUGGAUUACCAUUGUGUUUGUUUUGCAUGGUUUUUAGGCCAUCACCUUUGAGGGGCUUAUCCACUAACAUUAAAAUCUGUUUGUGUUGAAGAAAGUUAGUCAUACAUCUGAGAAUGUUUAUUUUUGGAUGGAGUAUCCCUCCAAAAAUUCUACAUCUGUCUGUUUUGCUUUUAGUUUUCUCCUGUCAUUUGUACAUCUGAUAGGCCACUUAAUAAAUUGCUUUUGAAUUUGA
Megalobrama amblycephala (Wuchang bream) is the source of this 2441-nucleotide messenger RNA. It is a transcript of the gene ak8, whose product is annotated as adenylate kinase 8. Gene Ontology annotation, molecular function: ATP binding; nucleoside diphosphate kinase activity; AMP kinase activity. The transcript has 14 exons. Gene Ontology annotation, cellular component: cytoplasm. The record is from RefSeq and is a predicted model, not a curated record. Gene Ontology annotation, biological process: nucleoside triphosphate biosynthetic process. Bases 179 to 1573 code for a protein of 464 amino acids. NCBI's taxonomy places the organism in Eukaryota, Metazoa, Chordata, Actinopteri, Cypriniformes, Xenocyprididae.